AUGGGUGGCGGUCCUAAAGUUCCCUACCCCAAGCACGUAUGGUCUCCGGCCGGUGGUUGGUACACGCAACCGAGCAACUGGAAAGCAAACACUGCGGUUUUCAUGGGGGUUAUCCUAGGCAUCUCGGCCUUGACGUGGAAGCUCAGCGCCGACCGGGAGGUGCGAUAUAAGAUGCCGGAGCCGGAUCGAUUCUACCCCAGCCGAUACUGGACUAAGCAGAUAAGGGAGUACGAAGCAGCGCAGAAAGCAAAGAAGACCGAGGAAUCGUAG
Daldinia childiae is the source of this 270-nucleotide messenger RNA. RefSeq lists its product as uncharacterized. Lineage: Eukaryota; Fungi; Ascomycota; Sordariomycetes; Xylariales; Hypoxylaceae. The transcript is spliced from 4 exons. The coding region runs from base 1 to 270 and encodes 89 amino acids. The record is from RefSeq and is a predicted model, not a curated record.